AAUUGGGAAUGCCACCGAAAUCGAUGCAAAAAGAACGCAGAUCGGGAAAAAGUGAGAGUUUUCCAGAUGCGACCCUCGGAUCCAAAUCUUUGCUUAUAUUGGAAAGCUCUCGGGGCAAACUUGGGCGACCCCGUUGGGGAUCCACAUAGAGAGGGGUGUAAAUAAAAAGGGAGGCGUUGUGGCCAGUUCAUUAGGUGGUGAUGCUGGAGCUUACCAUCAAGGGAGGACCUUAAGAGAAUGCAGUGGGGGGGGGUGGAGGAUACGCCUGACAGGGAACUUUCUCCACCCCCUCUGCAAGGGAGCAUCUUUGGGGACGUCCCUGCCUGUGCCUCUCUCUCUGCGGGGAAGCUCUUGCAGCGCUUGAUUUUUCCAAAGGAUUCCAACUAAGCUGACGUCACGAGAGGUGGCCUAUUGCUUCCCAGAUCACUGCCGUAACUUUUGCCUCUUUGCCUUUGCUGCGCCUGCCAAAGGCAUCUGUAUGAACUCAGAAACCCCAUGCCAAGUCCCUGUGGGUGGGCCUGGCCUGCACAUGGUGCCUGGGUUUUUGUGACUUGGGCAGCCUGCCCACCGAGGGAGAGCAGAGGCUGCAGAGGGGCACAGGGAGGCAGGCAUGGAGGACUCUGACCAGCGCUUGGUGCUGGGCAUGAACAUGGGAGAUGGACGACAAACACCUCCGGGGCAGCUGCAGACUCCCUCUGAAGGCAGCGAGGAACAGCGGGUGCCUGGGCCGGAGGCCAUGUGUGAUGGUGGUGGCGAUGCCAAGAAGAAAGAAAAUGAGGAAGAAGAAGAGGAGGAGGAGGAGGAAGAGCUUGACCCUCGCAUUCAGGAAGAGCUGGAGCAUCUCAAUCAAGCUAACGAAGAGAUCAAUCAAGUGGAAUUGCAGUUGGAUGAGGCUCGCACCACAUACCGGAGGAUCUUGUCUGAAUCGGCUAGGAAGCUGAAUACUCAGGGCUCCCAGCUGGGAAACUGCAUUGAGAAAGCACGCCCUUAUUAUGAAGCCAGGCGCUUGGCCAGGGAGGCCCAGCAAGAGACCCAGAAGGCUGCCCUGCGGUACGAACGAGCUGUUAGCAUGCACAAUGCAGCCCGGGAAAUGGUUUUUGUGGCUGAGCAGGGAGUCAUGGCAGACAAGAACAGGCUGGAUCCCACCUGGCAGGAGAUGCUGAACCAUGCCACCUCCAAGGUGAACGAGGCUGAGGAAGAACGCCUGCGCAGCGAACGGGAGCACCAGCGGGUCACCCAGCUCUGCCAGCAGGCCGAGGCAAAGGUGCAGUCACUCCAGAAGUCCCUGAAGCGAGUGAUUCUGAAGAGCAAGCCCUAUUUCGAGCUGAAGGCUCAGUUCAACCAAAUCCUGGAGGAGCACAAGGCCAGGGUGACGUCCCUAGAGCAGCAGGUUGCCCAGGCCAAGAUGCGCUAUUCCGUAGCCCUGCGCAACCUAGAGCAGAUCAGCGAGCAGAUCCACGCCCGGCGGCUCCAGCGCUUGGUGGGACGGCGCGCUUCCCCAGUUGGUGCUGAAGCCAGCCCGGCACUGCUCUACGGCGGGAUGGUGCUACCUCCUGAGCCUGUUGCCUCGUCCGACACGCUCUCGGUCCUCAGCUUCCAGACCAUCGCCUCUGACCUGCAGAAGUUUGACUCAGUUGAGCACCUGCUGGGCCUGUCUGAUGCUGCCAGUCUCAACAGCGAUGAGCUGGAGGAAAGGGAGCAGCGGCGGAUGGCUCAGCCCCACCCCUUUAAGCAUCACCGCAGCAUCAGUCUCUGACCUGUCCCUUCUCCCACCGCCCCUUUAAGUCCUGGCCUUCAGAAGAUUGGGGAGGUGCUGGUUCCCAGGCACCAAGAGAAGUUGCAAGCAGAGGCAUAGGUUCCAUAGUGAUUUUGGCCUCGUCCAUCUGCCGUGUUGAUUUCUCCCCCCUCCCCUCUC
Molecule: messenger RNA, 1915 nt
Organism: Crotalus tigris (Tiger rattlesnake)
Lineage: Eukaryota; Metazoa; Chordata; Lepidosauria; Squamata; Viperidae
Gene: SH3BP5L
Product: SH3 binding domain protein 5 like
Exons: 7
Coding region: 611-1756 (381 amino acids)
Biological process (GO): negative regulation of protein tyrosine kinase activity; intracellular signal transduction
Cellular component (GO): cytoplasm
Molecular function (GO): protein kinase inhibitor activity
Source: RefSeq, a predicted model, not a curated record